Molecule: messenger RNA, 937 nt
Organism: Opisthocomus hoazin
Lineage: Eukaryota; Metazoa; Chordata; Aves; Opisthocomiformes; Opisthocomidae
Source: RefSeq, a predicted model, not a curated record
AUGAAGAGUGUUUUGGAGAAGAAGAACAGCGGCGGCCGUGCCGUGAACGGGGAGGCCAAAGGCCAUGCCAGGGCGUCAGCUGGGGAGCCGGAAGGUCUGCAGAAGGACUGGUGCGCUAGGUGCCAGCUGAUCAGACCAGCCCGAGCAGGGCACUGCCGGCUCUGUGGCAGGUGUGUGAGGAGACUGGACCAUCACUGUGUCUGGAUUAACAGCUGUGUAGGGGAGCAGAACCACCAAGCAUUCAUCCUUGCACUCUCCUUCUUCAUGCUCACCUCUGUGUAUGGGAUUACGUUGACCCUGCACACCGUCUGUAGGGGACGAAGUCCGUUUGUGGCAUUGUUCUACUGCCCCGGGGCCUAUUCUGACUACAGCUCUGCUCUGUCGUUCACCUGUGUGUGGUACUGUGCCAUUGUAACAGCUGGCAUGGGAUACAUCCUCCUUAUCCAGCUGUUGAACAUCAGCUACAACGUGACCGAGAGGGAAGCUCGGCUGGCUCUGCGGGACAACACUGGGCGCAGGCUCCUGGGUGGGUUAGUGAUAGACACUGGCCAGUAUAACAGGGGUUUCCUAUGCAACUGGGGCCAUUUCUUGAGCCUGGGGUCUUCUCCUUCACAGCGCUCUGCUGAAGACAUCGUGUGACACCCCACUUUCUGCAGGUGACGUUGACUGACUUUCUUUAGCAGAGGAACGGCCCCUUCCACUAAGACUCCCUUCUUCCACAUCCCUCUUCUGCAGCUGGUGCAUGGGCUGCCUAUCCUGUCACUGACAACAUCGGAGGCUUUCCCGGGCAGUAUGGUUCUUUGCGUGCUGUCAGCCAGCAGUAGGCUGCAGAAAGCCAUAAGCCAUAUGCACAAAAAUGGAGAGAAGGAGCCUGCUGCCUUUUUCCAGCAAGGAAAACUUUGUGCAGCUCAACAGGAAGAAGAGAACAAGGUUUUGA